GACGUCUAGAAAUGACGCAUCGAACGAACCGUCAUCAGAAAAACAAACUAAAUACCGCGGGAAGAUGAAUUUGGAGAAAAUUACUGUAGAAUCUGCAAAGAAAGACUCAUCGGUGCAUUUCUUUCCAUGUGAGAUCAAGUACAAUGGGGAAGCUGAAGUAGAUCGGUAUUUCAACACCUCAAUAAAGGGGUGUAAAAGAGAAGAUGGCGAAGAGAUGUUAACAGCAACUUUUCGUGGUAGACCUUUAAAUGGAAAGAUGGAGAGAGUUCCCAGUGGAUAUACAGGUAUUAUCAUGAAAGAGCAAAGGCGGCCAUUUACUGAGGAAGAAGAGAGGACAGUGACGGUAACACACACAUUUGAUAAAUUCCAUUACUGGAAUCUGGACAAGAAACCCUCUGCUGAUGACAGGUUCUCUCAGAUGUUGGACUGGGUCGAACUCUCAAAAACUUUGCACAGCCCCACUGAAGCUACAGUAACCAGUAGUCAAAUAAGCAAUGUUAGUAUUUGACAUUAAAAAUUAAUGAAUAUAUAA
This is a messenger RNA of Magallana angulata, 532 nucleotides long. RefSeq names its product ribonuclease H2 subunit C-like. Gene Ontology annotation, biological process: RNA catabolic process. The coding region runs from base 65 to 508 and encodes 147 amino acids. Gene Ontology annotation, cellular component: ribonuclease H2 complex. The transcript has 4 exons. NCBI's taxonomy places the organism in Eukaryota, Metazoa, Mollusca, Bivalvia, Ostreida, Ostreidae. The record is from RefSeq and is a predicted model, not a curated record.